This is a messenger RNA of Pungitius pungitius (ninespine stickleback), 3107 nucleotides long. It is a transcript of the gene mtrr, whose product is annotated as 5-methyltetrahydrofolate-homocysteine methyltransferase reductase. NCBI's taxonomy places the organism in Eukaryota, Metazoa, Chordata, Actinopteri, Perciformes, Gasterosteidae. The record is from RefSeq and is a predicted model, not a curated record. Gene Ontology annotation, cellular component: cytosol. Gene Ontology annotation, molecular function: [methionine synthase] reductase (NADPH) activity; flavin adenine dinucleotide binding; FMN binding. Bases 183 to 2432 code for a protein of 749 amino acids. The transcript is spliced from 15 exons. Gene Ontology annotation, biological process: homocysteine metabolic process.
ACGUAAGAACUGAAAAGAUAUUUUUUAAUAACGUGGUUCAUUCCGAUCACGUGCAAACUCAGUCCGUCCUCUGAUCUCGCGAGAAUUUCUGAGACGCAAAAAUGUCCUGACUGGACUAAGUUGAUAUCCACAGCCGUGUGAAAGGCAGAACACCACACUUAUUUAUAUCGGCCUAGAAUAUCAUGCCCUGUGAAGUGAAGCCUCGGUUUGUGGUUCUCUACGGAUCCCAGAAGGGUCAAGCCGAGUCCCUAGCUGAGGGCUUAGCGGAGGUGGCGGAGGAGCACGGACUGGCCGCUGAGCUCAGUUGCUUGAACCACAACGAGAAGUACAAUUUGGAGACGGAGAAUGCCCCAGUGGUCUUCAUUGUGUCUACUACUGGAGAUGGGGAACCACCAGACAAUGCCCUCCAAUUUGUAAAGCGCAUCAAGGAGAAGACCCUCUCCCCUGACCACUAUAAACACCUUUGCUAUGCACUCUUAGCUUUAGGGGACACAAAUUAUGCAAACUUCUGCAACUGUGGGAAGACAAUUGAGCGUCGUCUGCAGGAACUUGGUGCAAAACAAUUCUAUGCGACAGGCUAUGCAGAUGAUGGUACAGGGCUAGAGGUGGUUGUGGAACCCUGGAUCGAGGGACUCUGGAAGGCAAUCAAAGGAGCUUUAUCAAAAAUGGCUUCCGACAAGACUGCCUUUUUGAAAGGGCAAGCAGCGGAUUCACCCGGGGGAACUCCCGAUUCAACCAUACCGAAUGUCCAACUGAACCUCUUGAGAAUAACUGACCACGAGAACCGCGAGUCGAUCAAAGCACCCGCAGAACCCGCGUCCAAAUCUGCAACCGCUGCUUCAUCCUCAGCUCCUGGCACGCACGCCGCUGUUUCUGAUCUCAGGCCAGCAGUACCUACAGGGAGCUCUGUGUUGGCAUCGCAGUCUCCUGGUGCUUCCACCGCUUCCACAUCCGCACCGGAGACACCGACCGGAGACGACGGACGUCCCCGCGCUUCACCGGCGGCCGCGCUGACGUGCUCCCUUCCGCCGCUGUCUGAGUCGUCUCUCAACGUCCCCGCCCUGCCUCCCCCCUACCUCGACGUCUCUCUUCAGGAGGCGGAGCCAGUGGAACAGGUGGCCGGACCGCCAAACACGGAGGCUCUCGGUGCGGCUCCCGUCUGCAGGGCAGUUCAGCUGACCAGAGGAGAGUCAGUCAAGACGGCCCUUCUCUUAGAGCUCGACGUUUCUGCCCACCCGAUGGUGACCUACCAUCCAGGGGAUUCGUUUGAUGUGUUCUGCCCAAACAGAGCUGCCGAGGUGGAGGAGGCCCUCCACCGAUUGGGCCUCAGUGACCAGAGGAACCACAGAGUACACAUUUCUCUACGUAAAGACACAAAGAAAAAAGGUGCCCAGGUGCCGUCCUACUCGUCCCAGAACAUUUCUCUGCUGUACCUGCUCACGUGGUGUCUAGAGAUCAGAAGUGUGCCAAAGAAGGCCCUUCUCCGAGCGCUGGUGGAGCACACGGGCCACAGCGGCCAGAGGAGGAGACUGCAGGAGCUCUGCAGCAGACAAGGCAGCGCCGACUACAACCUGUACGUGAGGGACUGCGGCCUCAGCGUCCCGGAGCUCCUCGCUGCCUUCCCGUCCUGCUCGCCGCCGCUCAGCCUUCUCAUAGAGCAUUUGCCGAAACUGCAGCCCAGGCCUUAUUCAGCAGCCAGCUCCUGUCUCCGGCACCCGGGGAAGCUGCGGUUUGUCUUCAACGUGGUAGAAUUCCCAGAAUGCUCUGGGCGGCCUGCGGGGAGGCGGGGCCUGUGUACCGGUUGGCUGUUUGACCUCAUCAAUCCCGCCCUGCUUUUCCCCGGGAAGGAUGAGUCCUCCGGCAGCCCUGCUCCGCCAAAGAUCCACGUGAGUUUGAGACCCAACCGCUCCUUCCGGCCUCCCUCGGACCUGUCGGCGCCCUUCAUAAUGGUCGGCCCGGGGACGGGAGUCGCCCCCUUCAUCGGCUUCCUGCAGCAGAGAGAGCAGCAGAGGAAGGACAACCCCAAGGCCGUAUUUGGAGAGACCUGGCUGUUCUUUGGCUGUCGCCAUAGAGACGGAGACUUCCUUUUCAGAGAGGAGCUGGAAGGCUUCGUGUCCAGCGGCACACUGAGCCACCUCAAGGUGUGCUUCUCCAGAGAUGACCACGAGGAGGGAGAGGCCGCCGCCUCGUCAGCGCGACCCAGAUACGUGCAGCACAACCUGCUGCUCGCCGGCCGCCGCGUCGCCGACAUCCUGCUCCGACGCAACGGCUACCUCUACGUCUGCGGAGAUGCCAAGAACAUGGCUAAAGACGUGAACAACGCUCUGAUGGAGAUGAUCCAGACGGAGCUGCAGGUGGACCAACUGGAGGCCAUGAAGACGCUGGCGGCCCUGAGAGAGGAGAAGCGCUACUUGCAGGAUAUCUGGGGCUGACAGCAGACCUCACAACCUCCAUCGGUUGUGUGAGGGUGUAAUUCUGAUGCGACUGAGGGGGGCUCUGACCUAGAUGGAAAACAACACCGCAAUCUGCAGUAUAUUUUACCAACACAUAUUACCCAUUGAGGGGUGAAGCAGUCGGUGUUUUCAUAGAAUGUGCCAGCCAAACCACCACGGUUUACCCGGGAGUCGUCAUCAUGAGAAGCAAUUCUUAUAAAUGUGGUUUGACUUUGAUCAUUGUAAAGCACCCACACGAUUUCACUGAAACUCCUCUGGAUAUUGGGUACUUUUUAUCCUGCUUUUGAGGUAAUGAAGACAGAGGAAUACAUGCAACCCUAAAAAGAAAGUUGCAUCUUUCGAGUCCUCCCAGAUGAGAAGGGUUAUCUCAUUUAUCACUUCACCGUGUUCACUUUUAAGCACAGAGGGAGGGAUUGGCAGCAACAAUGUGCAUCUCCGACCUCAGCAAUUUGUUUUAACCGACUUUGUUUGUGCUUUUUGGCCACCGCAUACCGAGCAGGCUGCCAGCAUCGAGAGCAGUGAACUCCCGACUUUUCUAAGUCCUGCAAACCCGUCUGAAAUCUCCCAAACUGUUGUUUAAAACAAACGCAGCUGCGCCUCGUGUGAUCUGGAAUUAAAAGACCGUUUGGAGUAAAUUGUUGCUUUCUGUGGUUU